AUGUUUUCAGGACUCACAAAUCAGGUCAGUUCGUGGAUGGGAGCGGCAAAAGGCGACCCCCAAGAUGAGGAAGUUCCUACGCCCACGAAAGAAGCCACCGGGGAGGUGGCCGCAGAGGGAGACAAACAAAGUCCAACUAAAGGUGGAAGUAAACUGGAUCUUAUCACCAACGUAAAGUCUCAGAUGACAGGCUGGCUUGGAUCGGGAAUACCAAUUCCUGGAUUAAAGAAAAAUGAAGCUGCAACUUCAGACAUCCCAGAGGCGGCACCGGAAGAAGUAGCAGAGAUAGCUGAACCCAAGCCGGAGGGAAAGGAAGAUGAUGACAAUUCUAGGUACAUUAGUGCUACUGGCGGAGCCGACAGCAGACCUGCGUCGACCGGCGGGACCCCCACCGAAGAACAACCCGCCGGAGUCGGUAACGUUGCAGGUCAGCACAGUAGAAAGAUUUUCACAGUUGACGCCAUAGAGGUGCCCGAUAUGCAAGAACUAACCACGAAGGCAGUGGCCGGCGCUAAGUCUCUGGGCAACUUCCUCUAUUCCGCUGUCAACAAAGCCGGCGCUAAAGUCAGCGAGGCCAGUGCCAAAAUAAAGAAGACUGUCGAAGAAAAUAGUAUUCUCGGCGAGUUCAACCGCGAGCAGGACGCCUUCAUAAAAGGCCAGGAGAAGGGCGGAGGAGCGGCCGUCGCGCCGUGGGUGGGAGCUCCUAACGAAACGUCGCUCAAAGAGGAGUGCUUGUCGUUGUCUACUGACCGACGGAACUUCGUGCGCGCUCCUCCGGCGGGCGUGGAGUUCGAUUUCGAUUAUGACAAGAUGUACCCGGUGGCCGUUGCCAUCAUGUCGGAAGACCCUAACCUCGAGAAGAUGCGGUUCGAUUUGGUGCCCAAGGUGAUCACAGAAGAGAAUUUCUGGCGGAACUAUUUCUACCGCGUGUCCCUCAUCUGCCAGGCCAACGAAGCCGACGCCGUCGGGCGCCAGUCGAGCGCCGACGACUCGCAGGAUUGUAAAUCGGCGGGCGAAAGUCUCGCAGCUAAAGAGACGUCCUCCCGGGGUUCGAUCGACGAUGUCAAGAAAAGAAUUAAGUCUUUGAAAGUCGAUAGAGAUAACGACGACGAGCAAUGGGAGAAGGAAUUGGAAGCGGAAUUGAAGGAGUACGAGGUGGUAGCCGAAAAGACAAACGACGAUAAGUGGGAAAAGGAGUGUGAAGAUCUCUUAGGAGAAGAAAUGGAUCUUAAGUAG
This is a messenger RNA of Leptosia nina, 1236 nucleotides long. The record is from the annotation of a GenBank genome assembly. NCBI's taxonomy places the organism in Eukaryota, Metazoa, Arthropoda, Insecta, Lepidoptera, Pieridae.